Mytilinidion resinicola is the source of this 1983-nucleotide messenger RNA. RefSeq lists its product as uncharacterized. The record is from RefSeq and is a predicted model, not a curated record. The transcript is spliced from 4 exons. NCBI's taxonomy places the organism in Eukaryota, Fungi, Ascomycota, Dothideomycetes, Mytilinidiales, Mytilinidiaceae. Bases 1 to 1983 code for a protein of 660 amino acids.
AUGCUGGCCCAUGUGCGAUGGCCGUGGACGGGUCUUCUCCUCCCAGGAGGGCUUUCGUUACUUGAACAACCUACCUCGCCGUGGCAUGGUACUUUGGUGUCAUACACGAUUACGACGGAGACUUCGGGAGAUACGAGCGUUUCGUCUUCGACCACAUCUUCAUCUAUCACUUUAGACUCAGCGUCCUCUUCCGCUUCUACGGCUUCGACCAAUCAGAGAUCAGGUGGCUCCAGCGCCAAUAUCCAACCUUCCAUCAUCCAAGUCACCACGACGGUCACCUCCUUCCAACUCUCAAUCAUCACGCUAGUAACAGAAGGACCUGAAAUCGUCAUUGGACCUGAUACCUAUCCUUUCGAGACGAAGACUAGAACCAUCACGCAGUCAAGCGGCGGCGACAUUGUGAUUAGACCGACGGAGGUGGUGUGCGGCACAGUCACAUUAGCUCUCAAAGCCACCGGUACAGCACCACAGGCUCUAUCUUGUCAAGGUGCAAUGAUGACGGCCAAUCCUGCUUCUACAUAUGGCAACUUUUCCGCCCUAGCAAACGAGUUGAACGUCGUCAUGGAUGAUCAAGAUACAGUGGAGAACGUUGAGAUGUCCCCUUCCGGUGUAAUCAUAGCAGGAGGAGCAGACAGGCCUAUUCCGUCUGGACUCAAGGGGGAAACCGACCUGGGUGCUGGUAUCACGGCGAAGCCAGGAGGGCCUGAGAAAAAGAAGAAGUCAAAUUGCAAAUUUCUAUUUGGGGCUAUAAAAUAUCUAGCCAAAGGAGCGAAAGACGCAGUUGAUGGAGUAGGAGGCCUCGUGAAAGACACGGCACCUUUUGUAAAGGGUACUGCAGACACUCUCGAGCAUGCCGCCAUCACCAGCAAACUGAACUUGGUAGACCAAGCUGCGCAAGACCUCGCAUAUGCCAUCAAUAGCCUCACUGAUGAGUUUCCCUCUGAUUUCGCCGAUAACCUCAAGUCUCUGAACGGCAAAUUCAACACCUCGGAUAUCGGCCCUCUGAUCAAAACUGCAUGGCUGGAAGCAAGACACAUGACAAAUGUCGUGAAUAGCGCCAAAACUCUGAUGGACGCCAUACAAAAGGAUAAUCCUCCCGACCUUAUCAAAGAGGCACAAAAGCAGCUGAAGGACCUCUUAGAUCCAAGCGUGCCAAAACCGAAGGGCGGGCUUGGUCGCGAAACACCAGGGCUGAGCUCACUCUCGGACCUGGAACCAGUAGAUGACCUGCCAACCGCGAGCAUUCCGACGACGGGGGUUGAUCCGACAACUUCUGAUCCGCAAUCAACGUUUUCAUCGCAAAUUACAGUUUCAGGCGCAUCUACAGUAGCGACGAGUACUCCACUAACAAGUCUUCCUACCAGAUCUGGGAAGGUCACGUCUUUGCAGGCGUCAACGGCGGAGCAUACAUCGAUUUCAUCACCAGGAAAUACUCGCCAGUCGGCGACUGUGUCUACCACUACAGGCUCUUCAAGUUCGUCCUCUUCGUCCUCUCAGACGCCGUCAGCUACGCCAGGGCCUUACUUCUUCACGGCGAAAUUUGGCACAGACUACAACAUAUUCUUGAAUUUCACGAUUCAUUUAGACAAGACCUCUGGCUUCCUCUCAGAGCGAAGCGAGUUUCCGGAAAUCGAAAAACUCUUCUACGUUACUAACAUGUCUGAGGCCAAAGCUGAAGAGCUCAAGGAUGAAUCAAAAUACCCUUUCAUCAGCGCCAUCAUGAAUGUUCCUAAGACAGGCAAGAAUGCCGCGGAAGAAUACAAACUGGUAAUGCCACAUACACCUGAAUCGGAACCGCGGCACGUGGCGAGGGCUCCUCCAAUAAACGAAGUAUAUCCAGAUAACCCCGAUCUAUCCCAAAGAUCAGGGUCAGGGAUAGAACACCUGGGUAUGCUAUCACCACAACGCCCUGGAGAUACUACUCCAAACGCAUACAUUCUCUGCCCCUUCGCUCGGAGAGGGCAGCACCCAUAUAGAUUGUGA